CAAAGGGCCUAACUUUGGUUCAGUUGCCUAUAACCUUUUUCUUAUGGGGUGAAUGACCUGUCAAAGGGAGGAAAUAAAAAUGAGACACAAAAGCUAGGAGGAGUGGAGAGACACAACAGCUCACUUGCAUGUGACUGUGCCAUUUAAGUGGGAGGAGGAGCAGGAGAAGGACAGAGCUCACAAACAAGCCAGUGGAAUGUUCAACAGGAGGAUUGUGUGACACCACCUCUGCACAGAAUGAUAUAAAUAGAGGCAGAGCACUAAACUGAAAGUCAGAUUUAUCAUCAACAUACUCAUUCGGCAACACGUCAAGCCAGUCUGAGUCUACCAAGGAAAAAAAAGACAACUUUCUUAAAGGCUUAAACAUACUAGAAGUAUCGGAUAUAAAACUUGAUUUCUUUUCCCUUUUUUCUUCAAGAAAAGAGCUGAUCUGAGCAGCUGGCAUGGAUUACCAGCCAAAUAUUAUUAGAGAGUCCAAUCCAAUGGAGAAUCUUGAAAAACAACUCAUCUGUCCAAUAUGCCUGGAGAUGUUUACUAAGCCUGUGGUAAUCUUACCUUGUCAGCACAACCUUUGCAGAAAGUGUGCAAAUGAUGUCUUUCAGGCAGCCAAUCCAUACUGGACCUCCCGUGGCACCAACAUCUCUGGAGGCCGCUUUCGCUGCCCUUCCUGCCGGCAUGAAGUCAUCCUGGACCGACAUGGAGUUUAUGGGCUGCAGAGAAACCUGCUAGUGGAGAACAUUAUUGACAUUUACAAGCAGGAGAGUACUAGGGUAGAUCAGAGCAGGCCUCUGAAGAAGUGUGAUCAGCCCAUGUGUGAGGAGCAUGUGGAUGAGAGGAUUAACAUUUACUGCGUGACCUGCCAAGUGCCAACCUGCUCCAUGUGCAAAGUGUUUGGAGCACAUAAAGACUGUGAGGUCUCACCCCUUGAGAAUGUGUACCAGAAUCAAAAGACUGAACUCAGGGAGAGCAUUGGCACCCUGGUAAGCAGCAAUGAUCGUGUCCAGGCCAUCAUAAGCCAACUGGAAGAAACAUGCAGAUUUAUCACAGAAAACAGUCAGCUUCAGAAGCAAAGACUUACUGAGAAGUUUGAUCUCCUCUAUGCCAUCCUCGAGGAGAAGAAGAGUGAACUCCUGCAAAAGAUUAGCGAGGAACAGGAGGAGAAAACCAACUACGUACGAGGUCUGAUCCUGCAGUACAAAGAGCAGCUUGAAGGAAGCGCCAAGCUUGUGGAAAAAGCCAUUAACUCUAUGGAUGAGCCAGGAGUGGCAAGCUUCCUGCUGCAUAACAGAUGCUUGUAAGCAGGCACAGGUACAACAGAUUGAACCAGGAUUUGAGAGUAUGGAUCACUUCGCCCUGAGCACUGAGCAUGCAGAAGCCAUUUUACGGAACGUGGACUUUGGGGAAGGUAUGUUU
This is a messenger RNA of Erpetoichthys calabaricus (reedfish), 1413 nucleotides long. RefSeq names its product E3 ubiquitin-protein ligase TRIM63-like. The coding region runs from base 444 to 1298 and encodes 284 amino acids. The transcript has 6 exons. The record is from RefSeq and is a predicted model, not a curated record. NCBI's taxonomy places the organism in Eukaryota, Metazoa, Chordata, Cladistia, Polypteriformes, Polypteridae. Gene Ontology annotation, molecular function: zinc ion binding.